CAGUGUUUGACGGCUAGUCGCACACGGCUCUGCCCCGCCACCUCUUGGGCGGACUUAGCCUUAGCCCCCUGCCAUCUAUGAUAAGAUAAGCAGCACUGGAAGGAUCCACACGUCAACCUGAUCCUGGAAAGGCUCAUUGCUUCUUUGCGACGAUCUUCUUCUGUUAACAUAAUCCAACCUCGAAUCCCACACGGGCCACUUAUUGACACCCGACCUACGGUAUAUCAAUUUUACCAUCGUACCUCGAAAGCAACCCUCUCUUCCACCCAUAGAACCGUCGACCCAAGAACACCCCGAAAAAGACCGCCCAAGAUGCCGAAAGCAGAAGUCGGCUCGACGAAGCACCUGAACAACAAGCUCAAGAGCAAAGGCCUCCAGCGGCUGCGCUGGUACUGCCAGGUGUGCGAGAAACAAUGCCGCGACGAGAACGGCUUCAAGAUGCACACGCAGUCAGAGUCGCACGUGCGGCAGAUGAUCGUCGUCGGCGAGGACCCCAAAAAGUUCCUCAACGAGUACAGCAACCAGUUCCUCCGCGACUUCACCCAGCUGCUGCGCACGGGGCACGGCGAGAAGCAGGUGCAGAUGAACCACUUUUACCAAGAGUACAUUGCCAACAAGGAGCACGUGCACAUGAACGCGACGAAGUGGCCCAGCUUGACCGAGUUUGCGAAGCACCUGGGUCGGGAGGGCAUCUGUCGCGUCGAGGAGAACGAGAAGGGUAUACAUAUUGCGUGGAUCGAUAACUCGCCAGAUGCGCUCAAGAGGCAGGAGGCGUUGAGGAGGAAGGAGGCGCAGGAUCGGGGCAACGAGGAGGUUGAGCAGAUGAUGAUUCGGGAGCAGAUCAAGAGGGCGCAGAAGGCGGCCGAGGCGAGGGGCGAGAAGCCCGAUGACGAAGAAGAGCGGGAGAGGGGGCUGCAGAGGACAGAAGGAGAAAAGGUGUCGUUGUCAUUUGGGGCCAAGCCUGCGGCAGCGAAGAAGGAGCCCAGCCCGACGGGAGCGCAGUCCAAGUCCGCCGAUCCCGAGGCCGCGACUAUGGCGACGAAUGUGGCCCCUACAGAGGCGUCGAAGAAGACGGAGGAUAAGCCUGCCGAGAAGCCGUCUCUCGGAGGCGGUCUAUCGCUCAAGAUGACGGCGAAGCCCCAGACCAAAAAUGUGUUUGCUCAGGCCAAGAAGAACGCGCUGGCGGGCGGCGCGAAGAAGUCUGCCUUUGAGCAACCGAAAAAGAUGAGCGAGGCGGAAAGGAUCAUGAAGGAAGACAUGGAGAGGCAAAAGGGGAAACGAUCAAGAGACGGGGGAUCCGGUUUCGGCGGGUUUGCAUUCAAGAAGCAAAAGACGGAUCAGCGGUGAUCUCAACUCUUGGUCAGGGGAUUGAUUUUGUCUCGCGUCGACAGGCGUUUUGGUUUACAAUAGGGGGGCAUCACAUUAUAACAAAAAAGGAGGUUCAACGACUUGCAUGGGCGAAACUUGGGUUACACUUUUAGAUACCAUUUUGAGAAUUGUUUCAUCUGAAUAGAGUCUUCCCUGACUCCUUACCGACCUUCUUUGACUCCCCGUAAACGCCUUGUAUGUAAAAGAAAAAAAAAACAUGGUUCGAUAACUCGUAGCCAAUCUCAAGCAUCAACCUCAGUCUCCGUUCCGUCGCGCCUGUAAUCUAGUCAGUCAAAAGUUUACCCAAAGCCCAACCAUCCUUUACAUUCUCGUAUUCCACGCAAAUAAAAAGACAGAAGUAUCCAAAGAGAGGGGCGUUACUGACGGGAUAUAGUGUAUCCUGUACU
Molecule: messenger RNA, 1775 nt
Organism: Colletotrichum phormii
Lineage: Eukaryota; Fungi; Ascomycota; Sordariomycetes; Glomerellales; Glomerellaceae
Product: domain of Kin17 curved DNA-binding protein-domain-containing protein
Exons: 1
Coding region: 313-1347 (344 amino acids)
Biological process (GO): DNA replication; DNA damage response
Cellular component (GO): nucleus
Molecular function (GO): double-stranded DNA binding
Source: RefSeq, a predicted model, not a curated record